AUGCCAGAACUGCCGAUGUCACCGAUCGUUGGGUUUUAUCAGCGUCAUAGGCUGAAUAUACUGAGAUCCUCUUAUAUAAUACUGCUUUUUACUACUUUGCACAGUUUAAGUAGUGGUACCGGUGCGAAAGAUGCGAUUCGAAGGAUUGCAAAGGGGAAGAAAAGUCAUGGCGAUUUGAGUGGGAAUGAACCCCUGGAUGAGAGUGCUACUAACGAACAGCAGGAAGAAAAGGAAGUGAUAGAGAGUCAUGGGAAUGACGAGGAAAUGACCGAAGAACAUAUUCAAAAGAGGAAAUUGAAACGGUCUUCGGAUUUCCUUUUAAAAAUCAUUAUGAGGGAUAGGAAGUGUGUAAUGUUGUUCGCAGCACAGGCAUUCUUGCUGGUCAUAAGAACAUUUUUAUCACUCAGAGUGGCUACUUUAGAUGGUAGGUUGGUCUCCACACUUGUUAAAGCUCAAUACUCUCAAUUUCUUAAGAUUUUAUUGGGUCAAUGGAUGCUUUUGGGGAUUCCCGCAAGUUUUAUUAACUCUUUGAUCAGUUAUACCACUAAAUUAUGUUCCAUUUCGAUAAAUAGACGGGUUUCGGUUUUCCUGCUGAACAAAUAUCUCGCUAAUCAUCACGUAUUCUAUUCCGUCGCUGCUUCAGAAACCUCCUCAGAGAUUCAAGAUAAUUUGACUCGUGAUAUCUAUGCAUUUUCCAACAAUUCUUCCUUAUUGCUCAAUCAAUUACUGAAACCCAUGUUGGAUCUUAUCCUUUGUUCUUUUAAGUUGCUGAUGUCCAACUCGAGUAUGAUGGGUGAAGGUACAUUAGCUUUGGGGCUAAUUGUUUACAUCUCAAAUUCAUUCUUGAAGAUGAUUCAACCAAAUUUCACCAAAUUGACCAUGAGAAAAUCCUCCUUGGAAAGUUGGUUCAGAUCAUUGCAUUCGAAUUUACAUCUGAAUAACGAGGAAAUUGCACUGUUAAGAGGUCAAUCGACUGAAUUAACAAACCUCGAUUAUUCCUUCUAUCAAUUAGUGCUUUUCCUCAGUAGAGAAAUCAAGGCAAGAGCAUUGUACGAUUUGGCUACAAGUUUUGUCAUCAAGUAUACAUGGGGUGCUGCUGGUUUAGCGCUCUGUUCGAUACCAAUCUUCUUCAAAAAUAAGACUAGCCCUGAGGUAGAGUCAGAUGUGACAGCAGACUUUAUCACAAAUAGACGUCUGCUGUUGACGGCUUCGAGCUCUAUCGGCAGGUUUGUCGAACUGAAAAGAAACAUUCAGCAAUUGCGCGGUGUAUGGUUACGUUUAAACAAUUUCAAUAUCUUAUUGGAUUCGGCAGAAGGAAGUGAGCCUAGUGAUGAUUAUGAAAAGAAAGAGAAGGGUGAAUUUGAAUACGAUGAUUCGCUAAUUAGAUUUGAGAACGUUCCGUUGAUCACCCCAGCUGAGCAGGUAUUAAUCCCAGAGCUAAACUUUGAGUUAAAGCAUGGAGAUCACCUUCUCAUCAUCGGUCCAAACGGAUGCGGUAAAUCAUCUUUGUUCUUCCGUAUCCUUGGAGGCUUAUGGCCUUUGAGACAGGGCUCUAGGAAGACGAAGACAAAACUAAUAAUGCCACAUCGGUCUCAUGAUAACGAAUGCUCUAUCUUCUAUUUGCCUCAGAAACCACACAUGGGCAGUAAAUCAACUUUCAGAGAGCAAGUGAUCUAUCCCGAUUCAAUUGAACAAUUUGAAAGUAGGUUCAACGGGGACUAUGCUGCUGGAGAUGCGUGCCUAACGGAAAUUUUGCAUAUGCUAGAGUUGGAAGACUUAAUUGCAGAAAAUAUGGCAUUAGCAUUGACUCAAAGGACUUUGAGAAGUAAAGAGGAUAGCGAUGAUCCGACUAUAGUAGACGCGAGAGAAGCCUUUGACAUAACCAGAAAUUGGCCUGAAGAACUUUCAAUCGGUGUUCAACAACGAUUGGCUAUGGCAAGAAUGUAUUACCAUAAGCCCAAAUUCGCCGUGCUCGACGAAUGCACAUCUGCUGUUUCACCCGAAAUGGAACAAAAAAUGUAUGCAACCGCACAACGUUUGCAAAUCUCAUUGAUCUCCGUGUGUCAUAGGACAAGCUUGUGGCAUUUCCAUAAUUAUCUUCUGAAAUUCGAUGGAAAAGGUGGGUAUCAAUUUGGUAAAUUCGACCCUAAGGAAAGGUUGGCUAACGAGGAAAAGCUUUUGGAACUCAAUGCCAUCUUAGAUCAACAGGUACCUGUUUGGGAUAAGAGAUUGAAAGAUCUCACGGUGGCUAGAACUUCCAAUCUCAUAAGGAAAUCACAAACUGACCUCAGGUCUCUUGAAUCUCAACAGAGCAUUGCAUCUUCUGGAAGAUUGUUAUUGUCGAAUCAAGAUAAUGGUGGAAGAGGAGCUGGGAAGAGAUUACCACCACGUCCAUCAAGUCAGGCAAAAGCUGGCUCGAAGCUGUUGAGUAAAGGAAACGAUAUAGAUGCAGGAGGAAAAGACCAGAAAGGCCAACCUUGA
Torulaspora delbrueckii is the source of this 2481-nucleotide messenger RNA. It is a transcript of the gene PXA2, whose product is annotated as ATP-binding cassette long-chain fatty acid transporter PXA2. The record is from RefSeq and is a predicted model, not a curated record. The transcript has a single exon. Gene Ontology annotation, cellular component: peroxisomal membrane. Gene Ontology annotation, biological process: fatty acid beta-oxidation; very long-chain fatty acid catabolic process; long-chain fatty acid import into peroxisome. Lineage: Eukaryota; Fungi; Ascomycota; Saccharomycetes; Saccharomycetales; Saccharomycetaceae. Gene Ontology annotation, molecular function: ABC-type transporter activity; ATP hydrolysis activity; long-chain fatty acid transmembrane transporter activity. Bases 1 to 2481 code for a protein of 826 amino acids.